CUUCCUGCUCACCAGCAGCCCACGACCGUUCGACACGACGCCCUCUCUUCAGUCGGUCCCUUCACGGUACUCUGAUAUUGUCUCGCUCUAUCGCUUGCGCGUAGGACUCUAGUUCUGACGACCUCACGGCCCUCCCAAAACCGGACUGCAACACUCUCGAGUCUCUGACCUGCGCCCACGUCGUAUGAUUUCGCGGCUUUAACCCACAAGAUUGUGUCUUCUUUGGUUCCGCGGAGCUAUCAUCACAAGUUUACUGCUAGGCUCAUCCGGUAGCACGUCUGCUGCCUGUCCGACCACUAUGCCACCACACUACAAAGGAUGGUUUUACCCGCCCACCCGACGAGAGGUCACGCUCAUACUGUUCUCGCUGACUGUCUUCGUACUGUCGUAUAACUUGGAGGCUCCCUGCAACUACGGAUCUUACCUCUCGGCAAUCGGAUUGGGAGCCCAGGACCCGGGGUACGACCGGGACGGUCGAAGACCGAAGGAGUGGCGGGACGAUUUGGAGACCAUGAUCUCUGGCGAGUGGGAGUGGGAAGAGGGCAAGGGUUCGAGCCGCGCCGACGGCAAGGUGGACAGAGGAAUAGGCGUGACGAAGGGUGUCAGUCCGCGCCAGCAGUUGGUGAGAUGGGAGGAAAAGGUCCCGGUUGCAAGGGCGGUCGCGCAUGUGCCAGGGUUCACAAUUUUGGACAACGUGAUCAUGGUGAAUGGAACGUUCUACCUCGUCACGGACGACCCGUCGUCAUUACCAGCGCUCGAGUACGUUGCCUCCUCAUCAGUAAACAGCGCACAUCCUCCGCGCGAGAACGAAUGGGCAAUAGUAAGCACAAGCGACGCAGUCGAUAAGCUCGGUACUUUUGGAGGACGUGUUUUUGGCACCAGCUGGUUUGCACUGGACCAUGCCGAGUCGCAAGAUCCUUAUACUCUCUUCUCGCUCUUCCGCACACAUAGCACCCUGGCUGCACCUACACUCUCUGCAAGCUUCUCUUCGGAUUCAUCCGCUCAAGGCAGGAAUAAGUCGCUAGCGAAUGUACCUGCUCCGCUCCGCUUGAUAUUCCCCAACGUUCCAACGUUCUCUAGCCCUCACAUUCCACUGGCCCCCGGUGUCGACCCCAAGGUCCAUCCAGAGCCCCGAGUAAAAUCAUUCAUGGGCAUUCACCCGCUCCUGCAGAAAGCGGCCCUUCCGGCCCUUGGGAUCUGGUAUACCGAGGAUUGGCAAGACCUCAUCGCCAUGAAUGCCCCCUGGAUCUUCGACCGGGUCAUCAUCGCCGACCGGGGCGCCUCCGAGCGCGGGCGGGAUCUCUGGACCCGCGGGUGGUCGCCUGCGUCAGAGGACUUCACCAAGCGUGCUGAAGGCGACGACGGCAAGCCCUCCUGGGCGGCGCCCUUCGUCGGGCUUCGCAUGAAGGCGGGCUGGUGGACGCCCGUGCGCAACGCGCUCCUGAGCUAUUUGCGCCUGCCCGAGCUGCAGGAGGCUACGCUGAACGAGGAUGACCAUGCUGCACUGGUUGCGGGGUUGCAGAGCUUACAGAGGGAUGGCGUGGUGAGCGAGGUGCACGUUGUCAAGGGCAAUGGGAGUGUUGGUGUGCAUGGGUGGGAGUGGGCGGACAGGAUGAGUGCGAUCGCUCGGUCAAGUAUCGUGUUGGGUCCGUGGGGCCACCACCUCGCCGACAGCACCUUCAUGUCGCCUCCGGCGUGGCAGGGUCGCGACGUCGCUGCGGCAUCCUCGGUAGCCGGAGCGGAAGCAGAGCAAUCCGCUGCACCGUUGCUCAUGGAGUUCUUCCCACCUGACACCUUCAUGCGGGAUCAGGAGUUCGCUGUCCGUUCAUUGGGAAUGAGGUACAUCGCAUGGUGGAACAAUAGAAAAUUUACGGCCAACACCCUCCCGCCCGUGUUUCGAGCUGUGGACCCUAACCAGCGGGUGCCCAUCAGCGUAGACGCAGUCAUGCAGGCCAUCCGAGAUGAGAUCGCGCGCCGGACUGUACCGUGACUAUAAUCUGAGACAUACUAGCUAUACACAUCCGUAACGUAUCUGUAGAGCUCACUUGAUACCAUGUGCAUCUAAUUUAUCCUAUCGACACUGCGUUUUGCCUUCCGUCUUACUGUAGACAUUUACAUCGUUGAAAAGUUAUGGUACAUUAGAUGUACUUAGUCCGUGAGUCCGAUGAUAUCCAGGUACAGUAUAUUGAAGCUCGCACGAGAAACUCCGUCUGAACGUCUAUCAACUGGAUGCAGCCA
Molecule: messenger RNA, 2238 nt
Organism: Fomitopsis serialis
Lineage: Eukaryota; Fungi; Basidiomycota; Agaricomycetes; Polyporales; Fomitopsidaceae
Exons: 10
Coding region: 299-1990 (563 amino acids)
Source: RefSeq, a predicted model, not a curated record